Molecule: messenger RNA, 1241 nt
Organism: Menidia menidia (Atlantic silverside)
Lineage: Eukaryota; Metazoa; Chordata; Actinopteri; Atheriniformes; Atherinopsidae
Source: the annotation of a GenBank genome assembly
UGGUUUGUAUUUUAAAACUCAACUUUGUAUCUCAUGAUAAUUCCACAUACUGGCUGUAUUUAUUUUAUCUGCUCAUUCUAUGUGAGCAAAAAGACUCACUAGGGGACCUUUAGAUGGGAUCUGGUUACCAAAACCUGGAGUUUUAAGAGGAAAUCGGCCUGAUUGGUGAGCUAUGCUGUGAGCAAUCAGCUCAAGUGUCGUCACCUGGGAUAAACGAGCCAGUUUAAGUUAAAACUAAACUAUUGUGACUGGAAAAGUGUGUUUUAGCCGUACGAGGACUGGAUGGCUUCCUGGUUUGGCCAGCGGAGGUUUGAGGAGAACCCGGACACAGACAUGUUCGGGGAUCUAAACCCACUGAAGAAGCCCAGCCAGAGCUCCUGCCUCACCACCCUGCUGCACGCCCUGAGGUCCCUGCUGGUGGGUGGAGGCCCGGACGAGGCCCAACAUCUGGACGGGGCCCAGCAGCUGGACGGGGCCCAACAUCUGGACGGGGCCCAACAUCUGGACCGCGGCCCACAGCUGGACCGGGGGGAGGCGGCCCUGGGGGAGCACGUGACCGGAGGGGUGGUCCACAGCUGGAGGCGGGACAGCAUCCAGUCCCCCGUCCUGCCCGAGCUCUCGGACUCCUACUUUCUGGAGGAGUGGGAGCGUCUCCAGACGAACUGCGCGGAGCUGGAUCGCCAGAGGAGGACUUUUGAAAGAGAGCGGCAGGCGUUUACAGACGCCGCCAUCCGACUGAGUCACGAGCGGCGGGACUGGGAGCAGCAGAAGGCGUCUCUGGUGAGGCUGCAGUACCUCCGCGACUCCCCCAGUUUCCGGCUAAAGAACCGGGCUAGCCCUCAUCUGGGUCCUGCCGACGUUUCCGGAUGUCUGCCCAUCACUCCGUCGUCCUCCGGGUCGGGAAGGGCCGCCACCCCCAGCACCCCGGAGCUGUACUCCGCCCUCAGCCUAUCCACGUCCAGAGACGCAGACCCUCCUCUGAACACCUGGGAUGGAGGCGUGCGCACGAGAGCGUGCACACCGUGGGCUCGACAUUUGGACUGCUCAUUUGAACAGUAUUAGUGGAAAAAUGUAACUUGUUCCCCCAUUUUUUUAACAUAAUAAAGACUGGUUUAUGCUCCGUGGAGGUCUCCAAACACUCUGUCUGGAUCUUUAAUUAUCGUAAACGUUGUGUCUAACUUUGUAAGUUGCUUUGGGUAAAAGCUUCUUGUCACGUCUCGGGGAAUGUCUGGUGUCUCGUC